AAAUAUCCUCUAUGUAUAUUGUGCUUGAGGACAAAGGACUUUAUCUGUAUGUCGACAGGGAUUGACACAGCCAAUCGGUCCACUGCGGGCCCGUUAUCCUAUGAAAGCCACAUUCAGUUCGACCGUAAUUUCAUUCGAGCGUACGAUAAUGACGCAGCUAUAUAAAUUAGUUGUCAUCGGUUUCAAGUUUACACAGUGACUAUAAUUAUUGAUCGCGCCGUAAUCACAUUCAUUACUACCAUUAAGGAAUAUUUAUCGACAGGUAAACUACAGAUUAUACAAGAUGAUGUAUAUAACCAAACCAGCGGCGUAUUAUGCCGCCGCAGUGAUACUACUGGUUUUGUCAUGUGAUGGAUGUUAUACUAAUUACAACAACUGCCAACAACAGUAUGUUACUGCAACAGGUAGCAGUAAUCCACCAUUGACGCAACAGCAGAUCUGUGGAGCAGCGACAACGGCCACGAUCUGUUUAGAUACUGACGCAGCUGACUGUCCUCUAGGAACUGCUGUACCCCCAGAAUUUACCCAGAUUAAAACGACAAUAAACACCACAGUUAUGGGUUGUGGAAUAUCAAACAGCUGUUUUCAGAAAGUUUUAGAGUGUGCAAACUAUUCAACCGAGCUUGCAAAUGAUAUACUUAACAUAAAUUUCACAGAUGUGUCUACUCUACAAAGUAUUUCUUCAACAAUGUGCCCUGCAUUUGGUAAGAUUACAGGAUGCUACAGUGAACUAACACUUACAUGUACCAAUCCAGCUUUCGCGAAUGCAACAUCUAGCUUAGAUGAUGUUAGACCCUUGAUUGCACAACUUUGUGGAAACGAUACAGGCAUGCAAGGUGGUUGUCUACAGAAAUCUAUGGAGUGUAGUACCAUUUCACGUAAUAUAUUUUCCGUCGAUUUUACCGAUAUGUCAGCAAUACAAAACUUAGCGCCCAUGAUUUGCUCUACAAUGCCGAACUUAACUACAUGUUAUAAUCAGUUAACACAAGAGUGUCCAACUUUUAUACCCGCGAACGCUACAUCACCCUUAGAUGCUCUCAAACCAAUGAUUGACCAAAUGUGUGGAGCAGGAGGAAACUGUAUGGGAUGUGUCACGCCGUUUAUGGCUGCUGGCUGUCAAAAUACCUCCCAGGACGAUUAUGAGAGUACAUAUAGAUGUUGUGGUGUUUCCCUUGAGAUGUCUAAUUGCUUUAAAAGAAAUCAGUGCACGCAGGUGCCAGUGUUCGGGGAUACCCAACAAUUUGAACUUGCUUUGGAGAUGCAAUGUUCUGGAUACCAAGAGUAUUGCCCUGGCCUCAGUGCUUGUUUAAGCCCUUUCGGUGCAAACCGAGAUUUAAUCACAGUCUGCUCCCAAAUCGACAGUUUUAUGACGUGUGUGAAUACAGCUUGUAAAGAUAAACCAAAAGUUGGAGAUCUGACACUUACGCAAAUUAUGCCUCUAUAUCAACAAAUAUGCACUGGUUUGAGUGCCUACCCAGCCAUAGGUACCUGUCCGACAUUUGGUACGUGUACACGGAAUGGCGUCUCUGCUUUAAUACCCGAACCAGUAACACUCAAGUCAAUCUCUGCUGUUGGCAACCCUGAACACUGGUGCAAAAUGGCUAAAGGUAUAUCUAACUGUGUAUCUGCUGCACCUACACCUUGUAAGCUAGGAGGGAAUAGCGUUGCAGAUGCAGCCUCUAUAAAGACAACGACUGAUACAAUUUGUAAUGGCGUUAGAAAUCCAUGCCCAGGAGUAGCAGCAUGUUUGUCCACGUUGGGAUCAGACCGGUCCGUGAUCCAAUCAUGUCCUAAUAUUCCGGCCUUUGUAACAUGCGUUACUGCAGCUUUAGACACCUGUGGCGAAUCCAGUAAAGUGAAAGCCAGUUAUAGUUUAACUGAUAUUCAAACUCUGUUUACCCAAUCUUGUACAGUGUUUCCAAAUUUUGCGGGCUGCCAGCAAACAUCAAUCUGUAUGGAGAUUAACCUACCCUCGGGUAUUGCCGAGGUCACGGACAAAAUCUCCGACCAAACAUACUGGUGCAACUCACUUAAAUUAAUACUGAAAUGCACGACAGCAUUUAGUCAAACCUGUAACCAAACAGCUACUGUGACCCAAACUCUAACCAAUUUGCUCAACCAGGUUAAAGUUCACUGUCCAGAUCAAGGUGGUUUUGAAGAAACAACAACAGUUGUAACCACUGAAGGAAAUAAUACAGCCAUUUCAGAGGAGUCCAGUGUAAUGUUAGUACUGGUGGCAUCAUUUGUUAUCAGACUUUAUUAAAAUAACAAGAACAGCAGAAGUCUGUCCAAAAUAUCUGUUUAUUUGCAGCUUUCGUAAAUUUAAUAAGUGUAGAAUAUGCUAGCCAGUAUGCUAGCUUGGAUGAAAAUGAUAGCGAAAAUUAUUACAGCUGUAAUUUUUAAAUAAUCUUUUUUAAUAUAAGUGCUCUUGGUUGUGUAUAUAUUUAACCACAGUUUUCGAAUUCUGGAGCUUUAUAUACCAGUAUUUAUUUUAUUGUAUAUCAUCUAUAUUUUGUGUAUACGUGUAUAUCUAUAGUGUGUAUAUUAUACUACAAUACUUGUUAUAAUCUUGAUUCUGUAAACAUAUACAAUCCACCAGAUCUAAAAAGAUAGGUUAUCAUGUUUAUCACUCUGUGAGAUGGAACAUUUUUAUGGCUCAAAUUUGGAAUUUUUACAAUAUUGAUAUUAUUACCUGUACUGCUUUAUUUUGUCUUUAACAUAUUUUUAUACCAUAGUUUAUUUCUUUUGUAUGCAUGUACAUGUGUUAAUGCUGUCGUACAUUGUCGUUACCCACGUCUGUCGGGCCAUCAAACUUCUGGACCAGUUCUAUGAAUGAUGAAUCGUCUCCAAAUUCAGCUUUGCAUACAUUUGUAUUGCUCAAAUUUGGAAUUCUUACAAUAUUGAUAUUACCAUUAAUGCUUUAUUUUGUCUUUAACAUAUUUUUAUACCAUGGUUUAUUUCUUUUGUAUGUACAUGUGUUAAUGCUGUCGUACAUUGUCGUUACCCACAUCUGUUGGGCCGUCAAACUUCUGGACCAGUUCUGUGGAUGAUGAAUCCUCUCCAAUUUCAGCUUCGCUUAUCAAUUGAUUUUAGAGUUAUUGCCUUUGUCAUCGAUCACAUGUAAUGAAAGUCAAUGUUUUCAAAACAUUAAAGUGACGACAACAGUCGAGCAACUAAGCUGCAGGGUGGGGUGCAUGUUUUGAUGUUCGACAACAUAUUUUUCUAAUAAAAUGAAUUCUACGAC
Messenger RNA from Patella vulgata (common limpet), 3244 nucleotides. RefSeq lists its product as uncharacterized. The record is from RefSeq and is a predicted model, not a curated record. The transcript is spliced from 19 exons. NCBI's taxonomy places the organism in Eukaryota, Metazoa, Mollusca, Gastropoda, Patellidae. The coding region runs from base 284 to 2263 and encodes 659 amino acids.